Molecule: messenger RNA, 5969 nt
Organism: Megalobrama amblycephala (Wuchang bream)
Lineage: Eukaryota; Metazoa; Chordata; Actinopteri; Cypriniformes; Xenocyprididae
Product: polymeric immunoglobulin receptor-like
Exons: 7
Coding region: 1465-2844 (459 amino acids)
Source: RefSeq, a predicted model, not a curated record
GUUGUGUUGUGAACUUAUGUUUGCUUUUUUAAUUUCGUUGUGUUGUGCACUACUGGGCCACCGUAAGAAACAGCUUAAAUUGUAUAUUUCAUUUAGAUAAUCAUUUAAGUGAUUUUUCAUAAAAAUGUAAUAUUUCACAUGCAAGCUAAUGGUGUAGUUGAGGAAAUUUGUGGUAAAUAGGUACAAAAGUACUUCAUAUCUCCCAAAACACAACAUUAAUGUAUAGAUGAGAAGUAAACAAAACAAAUUAUAUAUUAUAUGUAUUAUUAAAAAUGUAUGUGUAUAUAUAUGCAAAAGCCUCUAAGUGCCAUCUGAAAUUUUCUUCUAAAAUGAGCAUUUUUAUCAAGCUUGUAUAGGUCAUUUUCAUUGCCAUUAAAGUGUAAUAACUGAACAUAAACAUACGAUUAUAGGGUUAAUAACUGGGUAGGUCUCUGUGUUCAGAAUAAAACAUCAGACUCUCGUCUCUCAAGAACUAAUCAUCAAGCUCAUGUGAAAUAAUGCACACCUUUUUCACCUGAAGUGAUUAACUCCAAUUAAAUCUCAGCUGCUCUUGUAAGAUAUUUCUGACACCAUCUUGGUUGCUGCUUCUACAAGAGCCACAAAGAGCUUAUGAAGCAUCGACAAGAUCUCAUUGUUGAAAAGUAUUGCUCAGAUCAGUGUGACUAAAGAUUGGACAAAAGUAUGUUAGCAAUUGAUAAAAACUGUAAGAUUAACAUGAUAUUUUUUACAGUCUAUGUGUAGAGCUCAGUCAGACCGAUCAAACAAUUCAAACUCUAAAGUUCCUGUUUUAAUCAUUGAUUGAUUGAUUCUGACAUAGAGAAUAAAUUAAUUUAGUCAAAAGCACUUUAUAAAAUACAGUAGAAAGCUAUUAAAGGUCACAUUGGGAUAAUAGAGAUCACAGUAAUAAAAUCUAUAAUAAAUAUAUAAUUGAUGGAUCAGCACACAGCUAGAGAUGAGUGACACCUCAUUUUAUAAAUGUGCAAAAUUAAUCAGUCAGCAGUGUAAUUAUACAGUUACCAUGGGAACCGCUGAUCUCUAUCUUUAAAAUUAAUGUGAUGCACUGAAGAAACACUUCAUUAAACUCUUGAGUCAGUUAAAAACAUUCAAAAUUACGGUUCUGAAAAAAAAAAAAAACCCUGUAAUACUAAGCCUUUGAAACAGAAUCAUUCUGUGAAAAUGUAAAAUAACUCUUAAUAAUGAGUUUUAUCUGCUUGUAUCUUUUCUGUCUGGUUUUGCGUGUUCAUUAAAAAUGUGUGAAGUAUUUUCUUUCCUCUCUAUUAACACUUUCUCUCUCUCUUUCUCUCUAUUUCCCUCUUUCUCUCUCUGUCAGAGGAAGUGGGCAUCUUUUUUGGUCACAUUUUAUUUUAAAGAUGCUUCCAGGAAACAUUCAAACUCAUCCGAACACUUCAGAAGAGCUUCAGAAGAACUGAAUCUACAGAGAAGAUCAUUUAAUAAGAGAGAAGGAUGAGGAUCAUCUUGACUUUCGCUCUGCUGAUGAUUUCUGGUGUCGUGAGAUCCAUGAAUGUGACAGGAUAUUCAGGAGGAGGAGUCACAAUCACAUGCAAAUAUAAGACAAAAUAUGCACAAAAUGCAAAGUCUUUUUGUCGAGGUGAUCAGAGCUCCACAUGCUCUGAGACUAAAGAUGAUUCUGGAAGAUUCUCUCUGUAUGACAACACAAGUUCAGCAGUCUUAAAAGUGACCAUCAGAAAUCUGAGUGAAGAGGAUUCUGGGACGUACUACUGUACAUUUGGUAAAACAGGAGAUAAAGAUUCCUACACUGAAGUGAAUCUGAAGGUUAUAACAGAUCAACAAAUCAGGACUGUGAGAGGAUAUUCAGGAGGAAACGUCAUUAUAAACUUCAAAUAUAAGAUGAAACACAAGAACAAUGUGGAAGUCUGUAAAACUGCAGCAGAUCAAUGUUUGACUGUAAUGAACACUAACAGAACAGCAGAACAGAAACAUGACGGACGAUUCUCUGUUUAUAAUAACAGAUCUGCAGAUCUCUUACGUGUGUUUAUCAGAGAGCUGAAUGUGAAUGAUUCUGGAAAAUAUAAGAUUACAGUCAAAGUUUCUGAAAAAUACAGUGUCUUCUCUGAGUUUAAUCUGGACAUCAGAGACGAUGAUUGUUGUGAGAAGAGCAUCAGUCUAUCAGCUGCUGCAGGAGGAUCUGUGAACAUCAGCUGCAAAUACCCACAAUCCCACAGAAAAGAUGUGAAGUUUCUCUGCCGGAGAUCUGGAGAUGAUCUCUGUGCUGAAGAGACGUCUGUGAAGGAGAGCAGAAAAUGGAGUCCUGAGGGAAAGAUCCAGCUGUAUGAUGACAGAGAAAAGCAGCUCCUGACGGGAAGCAUCAGUCAUGUGACUGAACAACAUUCAGAAUACUGGUGUGGAGUUCAGUCUGAUCAAGGACACAAGAGCUUCAUCACACGAGUCCUGAUCAGUGUUACAGGCUCUUCUCUGAUCAUCCCUCUGGUUCUGUUUUUUCUGGUUCUGAUCACAGCUGGACUCUUAUUACUGUUUUUCUGUAAGAAGCAUCAGUCUCAAGGUGGUGAUUCGUCAUCUCAGACUGGACCAGGAAAACAUGAAGUGGUUUCUCACACCAGUUGUGAUUAUGAGGAGAUUAAAGAUGCUCACAAACAAUUACCCACAAACCCCUCUGAUUCUAACUGCGUUUAUGCUACAGUUCAGAAAGCCACUGGUGACUCUCAGUGCUGCAUCACAUCUGCUGAGGAUCUGAAUUACGCAGUGGUGAAUUUCCACAAGAAAUCUGACUGUCCUGACAGUGUCAGUAGCAGGAAUAAUCAGGAUUACAGUGAAUACGCUGCUGUCAAUCAUCUCACUGCUUGACCAACAACAGCAGAGAAUAUAAAUGAGCUGAAUGUUUUAUCACCUUGUCUUUGGCAUUAAGUUUGCGUGUUUGGUGUUUUUUGUUAGUCUUCACUGAUGCUCCUUUUCCUUAUAUUUUAGUCAGUUUUGUGAAUCAGACUUUUGACUGUUGGCAUGAAGUCUGAUGAAUGUUUAAAUUACAGCGCAGUGUUUUGUUCUGCAGACGACAAUGAAAGAAAUGAUCAGAUGCUUUUGGUCAGAGUUUGAUAUAAAUAAGUACUGAAUGUUUCAGACAAAAGUGUAAAAUUAAAGCAGAAUAUACAGCUGUGCUCUAAUUUAUAAAGCUAACAAACUUUAGCACAUGCAGCAGCUGUUGUUUUUUUCUCUCAGUUCUCAUUUUAACAGAUAACUUAUCCUGAUAACUUUAAAAAAAAACAAAAAACAGAUGAGGUUGUGAUAUUGUUUGCAAAUGUAAUAUGCAUGAAUUAUGGAAAGCUGAAAUGCACAUAAAAGCACAAUGUCUGAGCUUUAUGAGUGUCCGUUGUGAAGCCUGAGGUCUUUUUAGCUUUUGCUCUAAAAAUGUUGACUCCCCACUGAUGUAAUGUAACGGAGACUCGUUCGAGCUCAGGUUGAGAUCCAUAUGUGGCAGGAUCAGUGAUUUAUCUUAUUGGGCCAUUUGAGGUUUGGUUUUGGGCAGACCAAUGAGGUAGAAGCGGCCGUACUAUUUAAGGACCCUUAUUUUGGUGAGUGUGUGUCCAGCUGAUUCUGGGUUCUCUUCUCCCUGGCAUUUCCGUUCCCGUUAUUGUUCGUGUUCAGGUAUGUUGAGACUCUAUGUUGCCACUACUGAGUGGCAAGUUUCUGAUGAAAUUCGCUCUCAGGUAGUUUGGUAUCCACAUUAAAUUUCUUGAUCACUUGUGGUGGAGGUAUUUUUUGUAUUGUUCAUAGUAACAGAUGUUAGCAGGUGUGUGAAUGCUGGCCGGUAGACUGAGCCAUGGCACCUGUUGUGAGUAACAAUACAGCUUUGCGUCUGGUGUUUGUUCAACCUAAGUUAGUACGCCUCUCCCUCUUUCUCAUUUGGGGUUCAGUAGAUUUAGUUUAACGCUCUGAUAUUUUUAUUAAAGGAUAAAGGGGGAGUGGAACAUCUCAAUAUUUAAGCCCUUUCUCUAGCUGAAGAUGCUGCAUAUGACGCCACUGCUAUUUUGCUUACAGUCAUUUCCUGUUUUUGUUUCUUUUGCUUGCAGGCAUUUCUGCUGCUUUGUUUGCUUUGCUGUUUUGUUGGUCAUUUGGGCUGGUAGCUAUGAGCUUUAUGUGCACUAGCAGGGUUCCUGCGGGGUCUUAAAAAGUCUAAAAUUCUGAACUUUAAAUUUAAGGCCUUAAAAUGUCUUAUAAAUGGACAGAUUUUCAUCUGAGGUCUUAAAUUUCAUUUAGUCAGGUCUAAUUUUUUUUUUUACCCAUUUCCAGAAACGCUGCCCGCUGAAAGUUAUUACAAAAUAGCUAGCAAAAAAGUAGCGAGUUGUAGUUCUUUCUGGGGGAUAUUGGUGUUGGUACGUACGCGGUGAUAAAACUACAAAUCCCAUGAUAAAUGCAAUACCUGCCCGCGAAAUACGUCUGCGUCUCCUCAGAGUUUGUUAAAGUUCGGCUACGUGUGGAAAAUGGGAAAGUGUACUUUCAACGAGACAUGACUAGAUCACAGCGAUUUCUGCUGUUGGUUACAAGCGGUACCCAGCUCCAGGUACGAGGCUCACUGCAAACUUUGCAAAAAAAAAAAAAAAAAAAAAAAAAUUAAAUGGGGGACUCUGAGUGUGAAGGCGCUGGAGUCACACGCCAGAGCGGAGAAACACAAGCUAGCCGCAAAAUGCCUCCUCAAUGCCUGGUCCCUCCGGUCUCCAGCGCAAUAUCAUCGCAGCUCCGUCGAACACCCUUUGGGGUACUUUUGGAUCAACUGACACAUCGAAAGCCGAGGUGCUUUGGAUACUACACACAGUGACUAAACACAACUCAUUUAAUAGCAACAGUGAGAUUAGCGAUCUCUUCCAAGUGAUGUUCCCUGAUUUAGUAAUCGCGAAGACGUUCUCCUGGAAUAAAUGGAAUUGUAAAGUCGAGAUACCUGGGCUCACAGUUCAUGGGACAGUGCGGAAACAUCAGAUAAUCCGUGUUAGAUAGAUAGAUAGAUACUCUAAUUAUCCCGAGGUAAGUAUCCAUCUAUCUAACAUGGAUUAUCUGGUGUGUGUGUGUGUGUGUGUGUGUGUGUGUGUGCACUACGUUGGUUGUUACAUGGGUUGGAGUAGCCUGUUCAAUCUCUAUUAGGCUAUUAAUAUGCUGUUUUGUAAUGUAAAUAAAUAUGAGAUGAAAUCUAUUCUAUUUGAGGGCAAGUUUGUUUUAGUCUGUUUUCAUUUUGGGCCUAAGGUUUUGGGCAUUUGGCACGUUGUUGGGUGUGGAAGGUUACCAAUGUGAUUGCUUUAUCUGUAAAUUAAAUUAAUGCUUUUUCAAUGACUGAAUUCAUUGAAAUAAAAUGAUUUUUUUCAGAAUUUCUUUGAUUUGAAUAUUUUUUGGUAGUGCGUCGUGUAGGUCUUAAAUUUCAAUCUUUAUGGUCUUAAAAUGUCUUAAAAUGGUCUUAAAUUUGACUUACUGAAACCGGCUUUCUUUGAUUAUUCAGUGUAAUUUUUCUUUAGUGUAGUUUGAUUAAUGUGGUUUUCUUCCUCUCCAGGAGCCAGUGAGCCAGUGUGGAACGAGGAAGGCUAGCUGCUUUUCAUUCGGUGGUGUGUGCUUCAGUGUACUGACACAACUUCCUCAUGGUGUGUGCACGUGGUGUCUGAUUUGGUGUGAAUUUAGGUGGGUUCAGAUGACCUCCUGAGUUGCAGCCGGCCUGUCCUGUUCCUGCUAAGCCUGGCCCUGGAUAGUUUUUUUUUAUUUUUUUUAUUUUUUAUAUAAUUUGGAGUGUGCUUCACAGGAGAGAGAAUCUACGAUAACAAGUUUAAUUCAUGAUGAUGCUUUUAUAAUAAAGUGUAUUUUUCUGUAUUGCUACUCGCAUCUCUUUACAUCUUAUUUCUUUGCCUUCAAUUGGUAAAACUUACCUCUGUGUCCUUAUUGCUCUAUAAAUAAAAAUGAAAAAUAAAAUUUACUUAUUGGGAUUAUCUGGUGCUCCA